Molecule: messenger RNA, 891 nt
Organism: Arabis nemorensis
Lineage: Eukaryota; Viridiplantae; Streptophyta; Magnoliopsida; Brassicales; Brassicaceae
Source: the annotation of a GenBank genome assembly
AUGAAUAAGACAGAAACAAUGCCGACAGAUGAGUUGACGGAGGAGGAGGAGUCGUUUUCCGGCAAGGACUACAAAGAACCACCGCCUGUGAAGAUUUUCGAGGUGAGGGAGCUUAAGAAGUGGUCUUUCUACAGAGCAGUCAUAGCUGAGUUUAUAGCUACUCUUCUCUUUCUAUACGUCACCGUUUUGACAGUCAUCGGCUUCAAGAGCCAGACCGAUGCCAAAUCAGGAGGCGGAGCUUGCGCUAGUGUCGGCCUCCUCGGCAUCUCUUGGGCCUUCGGUGGCAUGAUCUUCAUCCUCGUCUACUGCACUGCCGGAAUCUCUGGUGGACACAUUAACCCUGCGGUGACGUUUGGGCUAUUCCUGGCUAGUAAGGUGUCAUUGGUGAGGGCUAUUUCAUACAUAGUGGCUCAGUGUCUUGGAGCCACUUGCGGAGUUGGUUUAGUGAAAAUCUUCCAAUCUACUUAUUACAACCGCUAUGGCGGUGGAGCCAACGUCCUCGCGGACGGAUACAAUGUUGGUGUUGGUGUUGGUGCUGAAAUUAUCGGCACUUUUGUCCUCGUCUACACCGUCUUCUCUGCUACCGAUCCUAAGCGAAAUGCCCGUGACUCUCACAUUCCUGUAUUAGCUCCAUUGCCAAUUGGAUUUUCCGUGUUCAUGGUUCAUUUAGCCACGAUUCCAAUCACUGGUACCGGGAUUAACCCGGCUAGGAGUUUUGGAGCUGCCGUUAUCUACAACAAGCAAAAGGCUUGGGACGACCAAUGGAUAUUUUGGGUCGGUCCAUUUGUGGGAGCAGCUAUUGCAGCUUUCUACCAUCAGUUUGUGUUGAGAGCUGGUGCUAUGAAGGCAUAUGGGUCAGUCAGGAGCCAGCUUCACGAGCUACAUGCUUAA